Messenger RNA from Lolium perenne, 1685 nucleotides. Its product is annotated as homeobox protein knotted-1-like 10. Gene Ontology annotation, biological process: regulation of DNA-templated transcription. The record is from RefSeq and is a predicted model, not a curated record. Gene Ontology annotation, molecular function: DNA-binding transcription factor activity, RNA polymerase II-specific; DNA binding. Gene Ontology annotation, cellular component: nucleus. NCBI's taxonomy places the organism in Eukaryota, Viridiplantae, Streptophyta, Magnoliopsida, Poales, Poaceae.
CUUUACCAAUGAUGGAUUGCUCCAAGCUAUUCAUUCCCUUUUCCCAAUCUCGCAGCUUCCAUCUCUCUGACUCCUCUCCAUCCAUCCUCCCAAAGCCGAAGCCUGCCUGCUGCCCGCCCCCCAUGUCUCCCGCUGCCGCCGAGAUCACAAGCACCUGCUCCUCUGCAGCGGCAGCAGCAUAGGCUGCAGUGCAAACGGCUGCUGAAUUCCCCGUAAUCACGCUCGCUCCCUUUGCCUUUUUCUUCCUCUUUAUCAUCAUCUUCUUCUUCUUCUUGGAAGAUAUACCGGCCGUACCCCAAGAGCCAGACAAAGAACUAUACUCGAUCCGUCUCCUCCUCCUGCUGCUACUCAGCUAGCAGCUAGUAACCAUUUCUUGAUCUAUUCUGGCACAUGUGGGCAUGGUGAGAUGCAUGGAGAUGAGAUGGGUGUCCAGCUGGUAGCUGGACUGUGCUGGCCGAGAAGUUGGUGAGCAGUGUGAGCUGCGGCUAGCGGAGAGCGCGCGGAGAAGGAUACCGAUGGAGGAUCUGUACAGCAUCCACCCGGGGAUCUCGCGAGGCGGCGGGGGCGCUGCGGCCUGCAGCGAGGCGUCCGGGGUCGCCUGCUCUCCGCCGACGCCUCCGCCGGCGGCAGCCCACCCGUCGACGCCGGAUCUGACGGAGCUUAUGAAGGCGCAGAUCGCUGGGCACCCCCGCUACCCCUCCCUCCUCUCCGCCUACAUCGAAUGCCGUAAGGUGGGUGCGCCGCCGGAGGUGGCCGCGCUGCUCGAGGAGAUCGGUCGGCCGGAGAGGCGCAGUGGGGGCGCCGCGCCCGGGGAGAUAGGCCUCGACCCCGAGCUCGACGAGUUCAUGGAUGCCUACUGCCGGCUGCUGUCGCGGUACAAGGAGGAGCUCUCCCGGCCGUUCGACGACGCCGCCUCCUUCCUCACCACCAUCCGGUCGCAGCUCACCACCCUCUGCGGCGGCGGUGCUACCGCGACCUCGCCGCACUCCGAUGAAAUGGUGGGGUCGUCGGAGGACGAACUGUGCUCAGGAGACGCCGACGUAUCUGAUGCGGGAAUGCAUGAGCACAGCUCCCGGCUGGCCGACCAUGAGCUCAAGGAGAUGCUGCUCAAGAAGUACAGUGGCUGUCUCAGCCGUCUCCGGUCCGAGUUCCUGAAGAAGAGGAAGAAAGGGAAACUACCCAAGGACGCGCGGCUGGCUCUCAUGGACUGGUGGAACACACACUACCGCUGGCCUUACCCAACGGAGGAGGACAAGGUGAGGCUGGCAGCGAUGACGGGGCUCGACCCGAAGCAGAUCAACAACUGGUUCAUCAACCAGAGGAAGAGGCACUGGAAGCCAUCGGAGGACAUGCGGUUCGCUCUCAUGGAGGGCGUCACCGGAGGAGGAGGGUCCUCCUCCGGCACGACGUUGUACUUCGACACAGGCACGAUCGGGCCAUGAUAUGACUGCUCCCAUUUUGGGCAUGUUUGAAAUUUAAUGGCACUUUGCAGUUUUCACACAUACUACAGGUCCGGUGUGAGAUUAGCAAGGGAUGGUAUCAGCUGAAGAUUAAUUAAUUAAUCAAUGGAUGGAUAGCCUCAUGAUCAUUUUGUAGAAACUAUUGUGUAUAUGGGCGAUGUGUAAAAGGAAGAUUCAAGUGACCUGUAAAAAACCUUUCUGAAGUUACUACAAUAGCAUUAAUCA